Molecule: messenger RNA, 1368 nt
Organism: Fukomys damarensis (Damara mole-rat)
Lineage: Eukaryota; Metazoa; Chordata; Mammalia; Rodentia; Bathyergidae
Gene: Gapdh
Product: glyceraldehyde-3-phosphate dehydrogenase
Exons: 7
Biological process (GO): glucose metabolic process
Molecular function (GO): oxidoreductase activity, acting on the aldehyde or oxo group of donors, NAD or NADP as acceptor; NAD binding; NADP binding
Source: RefSeq, a predicted model, not a curated record
UUUCAUCCCUGCAGGAGGCUGUACUGUGUUAGACCUAAGUGUGGCAUUUCACACACAGGAUUUCAGCAUCCUUUCUGUCCAGAACUUGGUACCCAGGGACAACUGUCUUGGAGGAUUUCUCAGCUGAGGGCCUCACUGCAGAUAGUGCAGCCCCAGGCUGCCCCUCACCCAUUUUUGCCUCUUGUGUCUCUCAGAUUUGGCCGCAUUGGCCGCCUGGUCACUAGGGCUGCUUUCAACUGUAGCAAAGUGGACAUCGUGGCUAUCAAUGACCCCUUCAUUGAUCUCAACUACAUGGUCUACAUGUUCCAGUACGACUCCACCCACGGCAAGUUCAAGGGUACCGUCAAGGCUGAGAACGGGAAGCUGGUCAUCAACGGCAAGGCCAUCUCCAUCUUCCAGGAGCGAGAUCCGGCCAACAUCAAGUGGGGCGAAGCUGGCGCCGAGUAUGUGGUGGAGUCCACUGGGGUGUUCACCACCAUGGAGAAGGCCGGGGCUCACCUGAAGGGUGGAGCCAAAAGGGUCAUCAUCUCUGCUCCAUCUGCUGAUGCCCCCAUGUUUGUGAUGGGCGUGAACCAUGAGAAGUACGAUAACUCCCUCAAGAUCGUCAGCAAUGCUUCCUGCACCACCAACUGCUUAGCGCCCCUGGCCAAGGUCAUCCACGACAACUUCGGCAUCGUGGAGGGGCUCAUGACCACAGUCCACGCCAUCACCGCCACCCAGAAGACUGUGGACGGCCCCUCUGGGAAGCUGUGGCGCGACGGCCGCGGGGCUGCCCAGAACAUCAUCCCCGCGUCCACUGGUGCCGCCAAGGCCGUGGGCAAGGUCAUCCCGGAGCUGAAUGGCAAGCUCACUGGCAUGGCCUUCCGUGUGCCCACACCCAACGUGUCGGUGGUGGACCUGACCUGCCGCCUGGAGAAAGCGGCCAAAUAUGAUGACAUCAAGAAGGUGGUGAAGCAGGCAUCCGAAGGCCCUCUGAAGGGCAUCCUGGGCUACACCGAGGACCAGGUUGUCUCCUGUGACUUCAACAGUGAUACCCACUCUUCUACUUUUGAUGCUGGGGCCGGCAUCGCCCUCAACGACCACUUUGUCAAGCUCAUUUCCUGGUAUGACAAUGAGUUCGGCUACAGUAACAGGGUGGUGGACCUCAUGGUCUACAUGGCUUCCAAGGAGUGAGCGGCCCGACCACUGCCCCUGCCCCUGCCACAGGAGACCACGGAGGGACAGGCUCAUUCCUUGCUGCGAAGACCCGGCCCCGCUCAGCCCCAACACUGAGUAUCUCCCCUCACAGCUUCCAUCCCAAUCCCCAGGAGGAGGGGACAGGGAGCCCCGGCUUUUCACACCAUCAAUAAAGCCCACUGCACCCCCUGC